Cercospora beticola is the source of this 1686-nucleotide messenger RNA. RefSeq lists its product as uncharacterized. The record is from RefSeq and is a predicted model, not a curated record. Gene Ontology annotation, molecular function: oxidoreductase activity; FAD binding. Lineage: Eukaryota; Fungi; Ascomycota; Dothideomycetes; Mycosphaerellales; Mycosphaerellaceae.
AUGACAACUAAUCCAGAAGUCAUCAUCGUGGGCGGCGGAGCAGUCGGCCUGGCCGCUGCAUGCGAAUUGGCCAUCAAGAAUGUCUCUGUUACGAUCUUGGAGCGGGAAUCUGGACCUGCAGCGCCAUGGAAGAACGAGAAGCUGGGCUUUCGCGAGCUGUUUGUGCCUGCCAUCGAGCACUUGUACCGCCGUGGCCUGCUGAACGACAUGUUCCGCAAUGAAGAACGACCACAGACUAUGCCGGAGAAGAAGGGUGGCUUUGAGUUUGCUGGUCAUUUUGCUGGUAUGAUGAUCAAUGGAAACGAUGUCAACUAUUCACACUGGGACGAUACACACCUUCCCGGGCCUGCUUGUGUACCUGGAUCUUCGACACUGGGUCACAUUGAGAAUGUUCUGCGUGCACGUGCUGAGCAACUCAAAGUGCCUAUUCUUACUGGCAAGAAUGUGACUGGCAUCGAAGACACAGACAGCGGCGUCAAGGUGUUCUGCGGCGAGGAAACAUUCGAGGCUCAAUAUCUUGUCGGAUGCGAUGGUGGUCGGAGCACCAUUCGCAAGAAAGCUGGGAUUCCAUUCAUCGGCACAGAGCCCGAGUUCACUGGCUAUGCUGUCCAUUGCAAGCUCGACAACCCCUUUUUGCUCAAGCCCGGCUUCAAUCGAUGCCCAAAUGGCGGACUCUACAUCAUGGCCGGCCCACAGCACAUCUAUGCUGUAGAUCACGACAUCAGCUUUGACCGAGACCAAGAAGUAACAGCGGAACACUUUCAAAAGGUUCUGAGAAAGCUUUCCGGUACCAACGUGGUUGUUGAGCAGGUCGUUCUCGCAUCCGCUUUCACCGAUCGCUGCAGACAAGCUGAGCAGUACCGCAAAGGCCGAGUCUUCCUUGCUGGCGAUGCUGCCCACAUCUACCCUCCAUUCAGCGCCCAAGGACUCAACUGCGGUUACAUCGAUGCAGUGAAUCUCGGUUGGAAGCUCGCUGCUUUGGUCAAGGGCUAUGCUACUCCGGGCUUGAUCGAUACAUACCAGCAAGAGCAACACCCAAUGGCUGCGCGAGUACUUGAUUGGGUGCGAGCACAAAUUGUUACCCUUCGACCUGACGCUCAUGGCCGGGCUGUGGGCAAUGUUAUGCGCGAGUUCCUCUACACCGAAGCUGGUGUGACAUACUGCAUCGGUCGACAAUGGGGUCUUGAUGUGCGGUAUGAGAUCGGAGAGGGACAUAAGCUUGUCGGUCGCAGCGCUCUGGAUUACGAGCUGGACGAUGGCUCUCGACUGGGAACUAAGCUCGGCGCCGCGAACUUCACACUCGUGGCAUUUGGUGACUGCAGUUCAGAGCUCACCAGCUCCGUCAACGAGCUUAACCCAGUGCUCGGAUUCUGCAGAGCGAAGGGCGAGGAGAAGUCAGGCCUCCAGGGCGUCCUUGUACGUCCUGACGGGAUCGUGUCGUGGGCAUCUGCAGAUGCCCUCAACAUCGAGACGAUCAAGGCCAGCCUCGAACGCUGGGUCGCGCUGCCAGCUGCUGUUGAGAAAUUUGAAUCUGUGUCUUACGAGGCCAACCAGUUGUCCAACAUUCAGACGCCAUUGACGACUACUGUUCGAUCGAAUAUCGGACGUGUAUUUGGCAAGGAUGGAGAGAAGUACACUGGCCUUCCGACAGUGGUGACGGAAGUCCCGGCAACGGCUGAUGCAUGA